AUGAUUGUUAUCGGUGGCGCUGGCGAGAGUUUAAGUGCACGUCCUGGUAUUAAUGAUCUGAUUUUAAAAAGGAGGUUGGGUUUUCUUAAAAUAGCCAUUAAGAGCGGUUAUAAUACCGUAAAACUUUUCUCGCUAGAGUAUAAACCAAUAUCUUUUCAAAAUAGUGCGUCAUUGUGCCCUGUGUUUUCGUUUGGUGAAAAUGAUAUAUGGGAUCAAGCUGAAAAUCCUGAAGGAAGCAAAGUUUGGAAAUUCCAAAAAUUUUUGCAAAACACUUCUGGUUGGACAUUGCCACUAUUUCAUGGUCGUGUGGGAAAACCUAUUGAUGUUGUAAAAAAUGAUAACCCUACGGAGGAGGAGGUACUUGAAGUACAGAGAAAAUACAUUGAGAGAUUGUACGAAAUUUGGAAUAAAUACAAAGACAUUUAUGCUAAGGAUAGAAAAC
Molecule: messenger RNA, 442 nt
Organism: Racocetra fulgida
Lineage: Eukaryota; Fungi; Glomeromycota; Glomeromycetes; Diversisporales; Gigasporaceae
Source: the annotation of a GenBank genome assembly